Rhizopus microsporus ATCC 52813 is the source of this 1395-nucleotide messenger RNA. Its product is annotated as argininosuccinate lyase. Gene Ontology annotation, molecular function: argininosuccinate lyase activity. Lineage: Eukaryota; Fungi; Mucoromycota; Mucoromycetes; Mucorales; Rhizopodaceae. Bases 1 to 1395 code for a protein of 464 amino acids. The transcript has 2 exons. Gene Ontology annotation, cellular component: cytosol. The record is from RefSeq and is a predicted model, not a curated record.
AUGACAGGACCAAAGAAACUCUGGGGCGGCCGAUUUACUGGCGCAGUCGAUCCUUUGAUGGACGCUUUCAAUGCAUCUAUUCAUUUUGAUAAACGCAUGUAUGCAGCUGAUUGUAUUGGUUCUAUUGCAUAUGCAAAAGCGCUUGCCAAGAAUAAUAUCAUCUCUCAAGAAGAAGGAGACAAGUUGGUCGAAGGACUGCAAGCUGUCAUGGAAGAAUGGGAUCAAGGAAAAUUUGUGAUCAAGGAGGGUGAUGAAGAUAUUCAUACUGCAAACGAACGUCGUCUAGGUGAACUCAUUGGUCCCGUGGCUGGUAAGCUCCAUACAGGCCGAUCUCGUAAUGACCAAGUGGCUACCGACAUGCGUAUCUGGUUACGUGAAGAAGCAUCCAGCAUCUUGGCUCAUCUCAAAGAACUCAUUCAAAUUGUUGUGGCUCGUGCCGAAAAGGAAGUGGAUGUCAUUCUGCCCGGUUAUACUCACUUGCAGCGUGCACAGCCUAUUCGUUGGUCCCAUCUUUUGUUGUCCUAUGCUUGGCUUUGGCAAUCAGAUGCAGAACGUCUCGAACAGCUCAUUGAUCGAUUUAAUGUAUUGCCUUUAGGCUCUGGUGCUCUUGCCGGUCAUGUAUUCAACAUCGAUCGUGGUUUCUUGGCUAAAGAACUUGGAUUUAGAGAUUACAUCCACAACUCUCUAUGUGCCGUCAGUGAUCGUGACUUUGUUGCUGAAUUUCUCUUUUGGGCAAGCUUGACCAUGACACAUAUCUCUCGUAUAGCUGAAGAUUUAAUCAUUUACUCAAGCAGUGAGUUCGGCUUUGUCAAGUUGGCGGAUGCUUAUAGUACAGGAUCAAGCUUAAUGCCUCAGAAAAAGAAUCCUGAUAGUUUGGAACUAUUGCGUGGAAAGUCUGGACGAGUAUUUGGAAAUAUGUCUGGUUUCAUGAUGACCUAUAAGGGCAUUCCAAGCACUUACAACAAAGACCUUCAGGAAGAUAAAGAACCCAUGUUUGACGCUGCUGACACUCUAUCUGGUUCUCUUCAAAUUACUGCUGGUGUGUUAAGCACAAUGACCAUAUUCCCCGAAAAGAUGAAAUCUAGCCUAAGUUCAGACAUGCUGGCAACUGAUUUGGCAGAAUAUCUUGUUCGUAAGGGAGUGCCUUUCCGUGAAACACAUCAUAUAUCUGGUGCUGCUGUCAAGAUGGCAGAGGAUCGUGGAUGCUCAAUCAGUGAUCUAAGUGUUACCGAUCUUCAAAGCCUACAUGCUUCUUUUGAACAAGAUGUUGAAAAGGUAUGGAGUUUUGAAACAAGUAUCGAGAACCGUAAUACUCCUGGAGGAACAGCAAAAUCUUCGGUAUUAGAACAAGUUAAGCUAUUGAAGUCAUGGCUUUCUUCAAAACAAGUUAAAUAA